UAACUUUAUUGUUUCAAGAUGUCGCUAAAGAAUCCUGUUAAUCCUUAAUUGUUGAUUUACAGUUUUAAUAACAGAUGGUAGCAACGUGUAUUUUCAUAGUAAUAUCGUUUAAAAGCGGCAUAUAUGAAACAAGUUCCAAUUACAGUUAACAAAAUUAUUUAUUUAUCCUAUAAAUAUUGGUUUUAUGAAAGACUUAAUAAUAUUAUUUUAUUUACAAUUUUAUAAAACAGCAUAUCUGUGGAUGAUAUUUAAACUAUACAUAAACUGUAUUAAUACAAUACGUAUAUAUUGCAAAUAAAUUAUAUAAUUUUAGAUCACACCUAUCUAGUACACCAAUCUAAGACAAACUAAAUUAGAAAUAUGGAAUUGGUUGACUAGCUAAAUAAACAUGUACUUGUUAUAUUAAUAACAACGAGGUUUUGUUUGCUCUACAUAAACUUAUGUAAAAUAAAUCUUCUGCGUUACAUAAAUAUACGUGUGAUCUUUGUUUCUAUUUCAAUACAAGAUAACAUUUACGAAAAAUUGAUAUAACAAAUAAGAUACAUAGAAUUUAAAAGUGAAAUGUCACUGAUAUUCGUAAGUCGUGCAGAAAGCUAUGAAACAUUGUAUCUUCUGCUUUACAUUGGUACAGCUAUUUAAGUUGUUAUUCAUUACAGCAGUUUUAUCUCUUCAACGAUGCACCUACAUACGUUCAUAUGCCAUUGUCGAAGAUGUGAUCUCUGACCGUCAAAUAGGCGGUUGGAGGUCAUUAUCCCUUAUCUUGCCUGUCUGGUCAAUAUUAUCGACCCUGGCAAUAGUGCAAGAGGUUCCGUGGUUGAUUCACGAUUGUUCCCAUAGAAACAUACCGCGUGAUCGAAUCGCGACCGCGCGUUCCUUUCGCAUUUAAUAUAAGCCACACGUGUGUGUACUUGUCAGGUGAACCUUGUACAGUCUUGCAGGCCUACCGCAGUCUCAAAUAUUGACACGACCUGCGAUGAACUCGGGCAACGUCUUUUGACAUCUAAAGGUUUCAAAUUCGCGCCGGAAGUCGUCGCGCACCGAAACAUUGGAUGGUUCAUCGCCCGGAGAUCGAAAACGGCUAAAUAGAUAUAAAUAAUGGCCUUCCAAUUGGACGAUCUUCUAAAAGAAGAUAAGAAGGAUGCAAAUUUAUUACCUGAUCUAAGUAAAGCAACCUGUAAUUCUCAAGAAGAAUUCCGGCGACUGCUCGAAAAUUGCCCUGAAUUUAAAAUUAAACCGGAAAAGGUAAAAAAAGAUGAUGCAAAAGUGCGCGAUAAAGAAUUUUCCUGGAAGCCAACCAGAAGAGAACUGAAAGCAUUUGGGAAGGAAUGGAAUUAUGGAAAUCCGAUACCUCCAGACAUGAGAGCUUUGAAUCUUCACGAGUUACAACAGGUUGCUAUUGAUUGGAGAAUGUUAACGCCGAUCAGACCGAAGCAUCGACAAGACGAAGAAAUGUUUUCGAGAUUGGUAGAAAUGGGAAAACUAGAAGCAAAAACAGUUGCUAAAGAACGACGAUCAAUUAUAAGCCCCAUUAGACGCAGUAAAAACCGUGCCGGUAUGAUCGAAAGUAGCGUAAAAACUUGUGCUGAGUGUGGAGAAGAAUAUUGCUUUGGUGAAUUUUGUGGCGAUGUUCUGUACGAUCUAUUUGUGAGGGUAACUGUUACGAUUCAGCAGCCGAAAGUGAAAGUGUCCGCCGACACAGAAGCGAUAAUAGCUAAUAUGGAUCGUAAAAAGAAACACAAGAGGAAGAAAAGAAUUAAGAAUAAAAACAGAUCGUCCAGAAAGAAUGGUAGAUUGUUAAUUAGACACAAAGGAAUGAAAUCUACUGAUUUGGGAAGAAAGAGCAAUAAAGUCAAGAUCGAGAACGAAGGCGAUUCGAAGCCAUUAAAGCCAUUCAAAAGGAAAUGCAGCAAAUACCCUAAAAAAGGAUUUCGAAAAUAAGCGUAGAAAGUAGCAUUUAGGAAAACUAGAAAAAUGAAUUUAAGUAAAUGAUUGUUUUUAAUAAUGAAAGUGAAAUAUGAUAAUCAUAAAUGUAAAACGUAUGUAUUCUAACGAUAUUGUUUAUGUUCCCAACGAUGAGUAGAUUAAUUAGUAAAAAAAAAGAAUAGAUACUGUACAAGUUUAUAUAAUGUAAAUAAUUUCAUGUAGGAAGUAGAAACUAAAAGAGAAUAAUGAAGGAACAGUCGAUGAAAAAGUAAAAUGAGAAACGUGGUUCUGUACGUUUUAUUAUUUGUCUAUAUUCUGUGGUCCCUUGAAACGUGGAAUAAACUAGCCUUCCUUAUACAAUAUUUAAAAACUGUAAUGACAAUUAAAUAUGUACAAAACAUUCAUUGUAACGAUAAUUGGCGGGCGGGCGCAGUGAAUGGUUGCAACUGAAUGUUGAAAAAUACAAUUUUUAUUCCUCAUUUCAUUUACCUCUUUUUGUCUCUUCUUUAUUUUGUAAUGCAUUAUUUUUUUCGCUUAUACUUCUAUCCCAAAAAUGUCACAAUCAAAAAUGUAAGUACGGAACGAGAAAUAUUCUAUUUUCGCAUUUGUACCGAUUGCGCGAUUUUUUUUUUUUGUUUUUUUUUUUUUUUUUUUUUUUUUUUUUUUUUGUAGUAGCUUUGAUCAUGUACUUUAAACUUACAGCUACGAAAUAUUUAUAUUGCAAGGACUUAUAUAAAUUUUCAGAAUUUAUAAUGAUAUCAUAAUUCAAAUAAGAAUAUGCAGCCGUUGGAAACAGAAUAUUUCUCUUGAAUUAUAUUCUUUCCUUCGAUUUUGAAAGAAAAUUCCAUUUAUAUCGAUUUCAACAUUAAAUCGUACGCUAUACAUAAUAUUUGAACUGGCUGAAAUACACGCAUUUUACACAAAUAUAUUUAUAUAGAUAUCGUAAUAUUAGUAACUACGUUAACACUUUUGGUGAAUAAAAUACAUCGUGAAUAACCAUGAUAUUUCUGUUUCACGGAAUAAUAUCCUUUUAUCUAUACUGCACUUAGUUUCGUUUAUUCUAUAUUCGAUAUUUCUAUUAUGAUCAGAGUCCAGGUGCAUCACUAUCAAGUUAAUAAUAUUGCAAGCGUUAGGCCACUAAACUUAACUUCGUAUCGUACAUUUAUUUAUACGAGGAGAAAGACUUUCUUUAGCAAAAAAUAUUUCAGUUACUUUGAACUACACUCAAGCAAAAUAUCGACGUCACAUUGUAAUCACUAUAUAUGAAACUACAGUAGUCUCAUUAAGCUACAAUCAAAGUACAUAUAUGUAUGUUUAAAAAUAUAAUUAAUUUCGUUGGACACUGAUCGACACUUUUGAAAUAUCUCUACAAUCGUACUUGUAUAGACCACGUUAUUCAAUCACUAGUUUUUCAAGCUACUACCACUUCAGUAUACGAUAAAAUUGCACAUACGUAUAUAUUUAAUUAGAAAGAACAUUGCUGAUUAAUAUAUUAUACAUAUAUACAAUAGCGAUAAUAUUUUUUUAAUCAUAAUCAGUACAAUUAAAUUUAGUUUUGUUGGAAAGACUUCCUUAUAUCAUUAGCAUUUAAUUUUUAGUGUAAUUCUUUUUUUUUUAUUAGGAUCUUGCGAUAGCAACAGUUUUAUAGUGAUUUUUACAUCGAUAUUUAAUUACUCGAUAGACGAGUAAAGUGCAUAUAAAUAUUAUUCAAAAUAUGAUAUCCUUCUAUCAACAUGAUUUUAAAAACUCCCUAAAUUUCCAGGCUCAUUAACCGAAUUAACUUCGCCUCUUUGUCAUUGUGUCAUCACGCGAGUUAGUAACCCGAAGAAUAUUACAUAUAAAAAUAUGAUAUUAAAUACCUAGACCGCAUGAUUCGGCAGCUACUCAAAUUGUCCCAAUCGUUGAACUUAAGUACACCAAUGAUUAUUUGGUAAAUAUAAACGUUUCUUACGACCAGCGUUGAACAAUAACAUUACAUAAUCGUCCAUAAUGUAAAACUAUAAUUAAUUACAUUUAGCUUUGCUCGAUCAAUUGUCCACUUAAAUAUAUAAGUUUAAUACAGCUGUAACACUGAAUAUGGAUAGUAUACACGCAACGUGAAUUGUUUAAGCGAUGUUUGCAUUUAUAAUUGCAAUAGAAAUAAAAUAAAGACUACAUUUUUUACUUUUCCUUAGUGCCGUUUAUACCUUAAACAACGAAGUGUAACAACUCGUACUAGUAAGAAAAAUCGUUAUUUCAACACUGAUCAUAACGCCUGUAGAAAAUCUUUACAUUCCGUACGUUUCCUUUUUAUUACUUCAAGUAUAGUUGAAUAGAUACUUCCAACAAUUCGUUUGAAUAAUUACAUAUAAGAAAGUAAAAUUAUAAAAAUGCAGAGUGCUUGCUACAUAAAAUUAGAAAUGUAGAGACGAUAUAUUUAUAAAUAAUCGAAAGAUGAAUAUUAAAGUCUUUUCAUUACCAAAAAUUAUUAUACAACAGUUGCCCAUAGUAAAGUAUAACAUAUACUUUUGGCACUCGAUGGGGUCACUCGAUACAAGCGACUAUAUUUCAUUGGAUUUUACAUAGUAAUAACGAUCCGUGGUUCCACACUAUAUGUAUAUAGAAUUGAAGCUCGUUCGAAAAAAUUGUAUUUAUAUAAAGAAACCUUUCUUUUUUUUCAAAGUAUCAAUAUUUUAUAACAAAGAAUUUUUUAAAAUAUGUGAAAUACUAAAAUCUUUAAUACCUUGUAUGUAUAUCUCAAAACAUACAGAUAGAAUGAAUAUUUUGUGAAAAUAUAUUAAGGGUAAAAGUACAAAAUAUGAAAAGCUAUUUAAACGAAUAUUUUUUCAUUUUCUUUUUAUAAGUAAAAGCUAUAAAUGAUAUUAUUUAAUAGUACUAUUUUACAACGUUCAUGUAACGCUCAGGUAUACAGUAUAC
This is a messenger RNA of Bombus pyrosoma, 4839 nucleotides long. RefSeq lists its product as uncharacterized. The coding region runs from base 1096 to 1938 and encodes 280 amino acids. The record is from RefSeq and is a predicted model, not a curated record. NCBI's taxonomy places the organism in Eukaryota, Metazoa, Arthropoda, Insecta, Hymenoptera, Apidae. The transcript has 4 exons.